Molecule: messenger RNA, 992 nt
Organism: Vespula vulgaris
Lineage: Eukaryota; Metazoa; Arthropoda; Insecta; Hymenoptera; Vespidae
Gene: bisc
Product: TM2 domain-containing protein CG10795
Exons: 3
Coding region: 216-788 (190 amino acids)
Source: RefSeq, a predicted model, not a curated record
GAAAAACUUUUAUGAUGGACACGAAGCCUUUAACUAACACAUGAUAUUGCCAGCCUGCUUUAAGUAUUCAAAAAAUGAAAACGACAGCAGCGCGCUCAUGUCCUCUUGCAUUGUGUUCAAAAUACAACAAAAAUGUAGACAUUACUUUAAUCGUGAACUAGAAGUCAAUCAAGUAACGCUGUUGCAUUUAUAGUAUUAGUGUAAAAUGAAACGUUAUGUGUUAUCCAGCACAACUUUUUAGCGUGUUUUUUUUACUUUCUUUAUUAAUUUUAUAUAGCAAUGCUGCCGAUUACACAUAUGAAAUUGACUGUAAUAAUUUACGAAUGGGACAAUACAUCUGCCCUCAUCCCGAUUAUGAUUUCAUAGAUCAAAAAACUCAACAACCUAAAGGGUGUACGAAAGAAAAUAAAGCCAGGGUGUUGUGUCUAGCUGCUGAUGGCCUUAUUUGUACAGAAACGAGGAAUAAUACUUUUAAAAAGGAUAUACCUUGUAAAUGGACGUAUGUAUAUGUUAAUGGAUAUUCCUUUGAGACAACUUUACUGUUGUCUAUAUUUUUGGGUAUGUUUGGUGCAGAUCGAUUUUAUCUUGGAUAUCCAGCACUUGGAUUGUUGAAAUUAAGUACUUUGGGUUUUCUCUUCCUGGGUCAAUUCGCAGAUGUAAUACUAAUAGCAACACAGAUUGUUGGACCAGCGGAUGGUUCACAUUAUAUUAUGCCAUAUUAUGGUGCCGGAAUUAAUAUUGUCACAAGUAAUAACUUCACUUACAGAGUGCCACAAUAUGAUAGCUAAAAGAACAAUUGCAGCACAGAAAUAAUAAUUAUUUUAAGAAAUUGUGUAGCUUUUGCUUCUGUCACGAGCAACGAUGUACAAUCCUACAUAUGAGUCCUAUUCUAAUAUAUUUUGAUGUAUUAUUCUCUAUAUAAUGCUAUAAUAAGUCUUAUAAAAAGAAAGCUGUCUUGUAGAUAUGUUUUUCAAUGAAAUAUUGUAUAUAAA